Merops nubicus (carmine bee-eater) is the source of this 1310-nucleotide messenger RNA. Its product is annotated as rho GTPase-activating protein 31-like. Lineage: Eukaryota; Metazoa; Chordata; Aves; Coraciiformes; Meropidae. The record is from RefSeq and is a predicted model, not a curated record. Gene Ontology annotation, biological process: small GTPase-mediated signal transduction. Gene Ontology annotation, molecular function: GTPase activator activity. The transcript has 9 exons. The annotation marks the transcript as partial.
UCCCCUACGUGCUGAAGAGCUGUGCAGAGUUCAUUGAGACUCAUGGCAUUGUGGACGGGAUCUAUCGCCUCUCAGGAGUGACCUCCAACAUACAGAAGCUGAGACAAGAGUUUGUUUCUGACCAAUGCCCAGAUCUGACAAGAGAAGUUUACCUGCAGGAUAUCCACUGCGUGGGGUCCCUCUGCAAGCUGUACUUCAGGGAGCUGCCCAACCCUCUCCUCACUUAUGAGCUCUACAAGAAGUUCACGGAAGCAGUGUCGCGCUUCCCCGAGGACGAGCAGCUGGCACGGAUCCAGGAUGUCCUGCAGGAGCUGCCACCACCCCAUUACAGGACACUGGAAUACCUGAUCAAGCACCUGACUCACCUGGCCUCCUUCAGCAACAUGACCAACAUGCACACCAGGAACCUGGCCUUGGUGUGGGCUCCCAAUCUCCUCAGGUCAAAGGAGAUUGAGGCAGUUGGCUGCAGUGGGGAUGCAGCUUUCUUGGAGGUGAGAGUGCAGCAGUUGGUGAUUGAGUUCAUCCUGAAUCACGUGGAUCAGCUCUUCAGCAACAACAGAAAAGCCAGCUCUGCAGAGAACAUUGAGAGCACAUCGGUUGUGAAGAGCCUGACCCUCCCCUCGGCCUCCCUGCCCAUGAAGCUGGUGAGCCUGGAAGAAGCUCAGGCACGGAGCCUGGCUGCCUCCCACCCUGCUCGCAAGGAGAGAAGGGAGAACAGCUUGCCUGAAAUUGUCCCUGUGACUGGCUCCCUCUUCCACACGGUUGUUGACCUCCCCGACAGCAAGAGAAAAUUAUCUACCAAGUCCAAGAAAUGGAAGUCGAUAUUUAACUUGGGCCGUUCUGGCUCCGAGUCGAAGUCUAAGCUGAGUCGAAACGGGAGCGUCUUCGUCAGGGCCCAGAAGCUUUCUGAAAAAGCAACUAUUCGGCCUGCGAAGAGCAUGGACUCGCUGUGUUCCCUGCCAGUGGAAGGUGAGACAUCCACUGCCCGUGCUCCAAGGGUGGAGGGCUGGGCCUCUGCACCCCCAGCUUUCCCCCACGCUUCCUUGGAUCUCACCAUGUUGCCUAUCUUCGUGUGCUUAUGCCGGGAGGAUGAAAAGAGCAGGUUCAAGCGGACAGUGACUACUGGAGGGUUUUUUGUGCCGGUGAUGAAGAUACGGACGGGAGGCACAGGCAGCUCGUAUGACCUCAGCAAGGAGAAUGAAUGGGAGCGGGAAGGAUCUGCUACGGGAGGCAAAGGAAGCUCAGAGCUGAGUGGGGAGAAAGGUCCUCCCCGGACACCUCAGGCCAAGUCACCCCCCGAGCAGCUGAAG